CGGGGGAGGAGGGAGAGAUCGGAGGCGCCCCUCCCAGUCAGCAAGGUUGCGCAUGCCCCUUGCAACCGCCAAGAUGGUGGUGGGCGCCUUCCCUAUGGCGAAGCUGCUAUACCUGGGCAUCCGGCAGGUCAGCAAGCCGCUUGCCAACCGCAUUAAGGAAGCCGCCCGCCGAAGCGAGUUCUUCAAGACCUAUAUCUGCCUCCCGCCAGCUCAGCUGUACCACUGGGUGGAGAUGCGGACCAAGAUGCGCAUCAUGGGCUUCCGGGGCACGGUCAUCAAGCCGCUGAACGAGGAGGCGGCCGCCGAGCUGGGCGCCGAGCUGCUGGGCGAGGCCACCGUCUUCAUCGUGGGCGGCGGCUGCCUGGUGCUGGAGUACUGGCGCCACCAGGCGCACCAGCGUCACAAGGAAGAGGAGCAGAGCGCCGCCUGGGACGCGAUGCGGGACGAGGUGGGCCGCGUGGCGCUGGCGCUGGAGGCCCUGCAGGCGCAGGUGCAGGCGGCGCCGCCGCCGGGCGCCCUGGAGGAGCUGCAGGCGCAGAUGCAAGAGGUGCGCGCCCAGCUCUGCGCCGCAGGCCCGCCGCCCGCGCCCCAGGCAGCAUCCACGUCCCAGAAAGUGUCCUCAUCCGAGGAAAAGGAGCCUGCCGAAGCCUGCACUUAGACGUGGCCCUGUGUGUCCUGAUGUGGCCUUCUGCCUGCGUUACCCCUACCUGUGCUGGCCCAGUGGAAACCACCGGGAUGUGGAUGGAACUUGGAUUAGGUCACCCCAUACCGACCCGUGGUACCUUCCCCUGCGACCAGCCCCCAGCAGGUGAAGCGUUCCAACACAGCCCCCUCCAACCUCUGGCUCAUUUGGUACAGUCCGCAGUGCUGUCUCUCCAGCUCACUCCAAACCACAAAGACCUAUGGGGUCCCAGCCAGCAGGACAACGUGCUCACUCCUCCGGCAGAAGAAAAAAUGGAACCGGACUUGAGCCAGAUCGAUCUAUCAGCCCUCCAUCUACUUGAUCAGUGUUAACUUUUCCCCGGGACUCUUACAUCGGAAUACCUCCUUCCCUUUGUCAGUUGGUACAGGCUGUCGUAAGGAAGCGCAGUGUCUUUCAGUGAGCGUCUGCCUCUCCCACCUUCUAAGGUGGGCUUUCUCUGGGCAUCACUCCUCUUAUGAGGGGAAAAAAAAGGGAUCUUGGCUUGCAGUUGAUCCAUCGAAUAUUACACCUUUCACCUUAACCUGAUCCGUGGUACCUUCCCCUGAGACACUCAAACGGAAUAUUCCAACAGAACCCCCCCUCAUCCUUCAGUCUGCGGCACAACCCACUGGAAUGGCUAUGCAGGGUCUCCUGGUAAUGCCCUACCAACCCUGCUUCUGGUGGAAAAUUUGAUCCUGUCUGUGGCUAGUCAGACCUGUCUUUCAGCCUCAGCCCCCUGUCAACCUGUCCUCAGAGUCCCUGGGCCUUUCCUGACGUGUCCUUUCCUACCUUCCCCACUGUUUCUUCAGUGGCCUCUCUCAGGGGACUGCCGGCCAUGAUCACAGCCCCCAUGUUCCGUCCGAUCUCUAGAUCUCUGUGCUGUUGCCUUCCUUCCCUGCAGCUCUGGACUGGUCCAGCUGUCCCCCCCCUGCCUCCAUAACCCCCUCUAUCCCACCGGGCUAGGCCACCAGUUGGUCUUACCUUUGUUAUUUAGUUUCCAGGGCUGCCAUAACAAGUGACCACAAACUCGAUGGCUUAAAACAACAGGAGUUUAUUCUUUCACAGUUCUGGAGGCCAGAGAUCUGAAAUCAAGGUGUUCGCAGGGUCACGCUCCCUCCACAGGCUCUAGGGGAGGAUCCUUCCUUACCUCUUCAGCUUCUCUUGGCCUCAGGCAUUCCUUGGCUUGGGGCCCCCUAUCUCCAGUCUCUGCUUCCAUCUUCACCUGGCCUUCUUUUGCUCUCUGUCUCUUGGAAAGACUCCUGUCGUUGGAUUCAGGGCUUACCCUAAAUCUAGGAUGAUUUCACUUUGAAAUCCUUAACUGAAUUACAUCUACAAAGACCCUUUUUCCACAGAAGCUCCCAUAACUUUCCCUGGGUUAGGAUGUGGACACCUCUUUUGGUGGGCCGCCAUUCAACCCACUACACCUCCCCACCCCAGGAGUACGCUGGGACUCCUGCCAACCCCGUGGGGGAUUCAGGGAACCACAAGGGUGAGAGGAACAGUCCAGGAACCACCAUUCAUUACCUGGAGUCUCUUCCAGGACUCACCUCUGAAGCGGGAGGGGUCUGGGCCCCACCAGUCUGCAUCCUGUCUUUCAGACUGUAGGUGUUUUCCAAUUAAAAGAGCCCUGGAGAGAGGAAGUCAUCUGAAGGGUGUGUCAGAGAAUCAUGAUCUGAUCUCCAAAAUGAGUACAAGCCUCAUUAAAAUUAGGAGAGAAGCUGGGAGAGUUCUGAUGGGGGUGAGUGGUAGAGCAUCGUCCAAGAUGGGGAAACUGAGGCCCAGCGGAAGCAAAGGGACUUGCCUGAGGCCAGCAAGCCAGUGAGGUGAUGAAGCAGUAAGAGCAGAGGCAGGGAGGGAGAUGGAGAAGGGAUGCAGGGUGCUUGAGGGUACUGGUACAGGGCAAGGAGGAAGAUGAGAGGGAGGUGGAUUGCUGGGAGAGGGGCAGAGAUCUCUACACAGAGGCCAAAGGCACCCGAGGGGCAGCAUUGAGAGUGUCAGAACAGCCCCAGAUUACACCCAAGAUCUUAGCAUUUAAUGAAUGAGGUUAGAUCCAUUCCACCUGGGCCCGUUUCCCAGCAGCUCUAGGUGAAGUGGGAAGGGCCAGCUUUCUCUCCCUCCCUCCCUCCCUCACCUCACUGCCCCAGCGGAGUGAAAAUACUCUGGACACAAGACCUCCCCAGAGAGAAAACCAAGAAACCAGGGUUCUGAAACAGCAUCUUAAUUCCUUCUAGAAGAGCCCCCUCUGAUGUAGAGGGAGCUGAGAGAGGUGGACCCCAGGUAGGGGUACCUUUAAAAUUGGAAGUGACUUGAGUGGGUUAAAUGACGAGGGGAAGAAGGCAAGAGACAGAGCUACCACUGGAUGAUGGGGUGAUUGAUGGAGCCAGGUGAGCAGGCUUAGUGCCUGUUGCCAUGGUUACCCCAGGGCAGUCCACUCUGGCACUGACACAUCCCUGGAGCACGGGUUGCCACAGGCCAGGGACUGUUUUACUGCCCUCCCCACAUCAUGUCAAUGUCAGUGACCCAUCUUGUCAAUAAGGUGUGGUCAUCAUCAAAAUAGGUGGAGUUUAUUGAGCUCUGGUUAGGUGCGGGGCACCGUUCUAAGUGCUUUACAUAGUCCCCAUAACAUUUUCUUUGUUGCCUUGAUGAGGAAACCGAGGCGCAGUGAGGGAAAAUCACCUGCCCAAGGUCACACAGGCAGGGAAGAAGCAGAGGUGGUGUGUGAAGACGGGCAGUCUGAGUCAGAACCCGUAACCCCUGCGCCAUCCUGACCCUGACGUAGUGCUGCACUCACAUCUCCGAGACUCAAAACUCAGCCCUGACGUGUACUUACGUGUGGCGAUACCUCGUGGGAUGCAUCCGCUUCACCCACUGGGUGGGGGUGGGAUCAGCAUGUGUGGAAGUGGAAAGAGUCCCCUCUCAAAAUGCACAAGGCCAGAGGAUGCUUCAUCGCUCUGGUUUCCUGCUAGCUAAAAUUUUGUAUACAUUUGUGACUUGGGGAGAGGGGUUAGAAUAAAUUUGUAAUCCAAAUUGGUUGUCUUCAAGUUGAUGCAUUUUUUCCCCAUAUUUAAAAAAAAGCCCCGUUAACCUGAGAAAAAAUAUCCUUCAUUUAUUCUUUCAUUCAGGAAACUGUCACCGAUGGGACUUCCCUGGUGGUGCGGUGGUUAGGACUCCACGCUCCCAAUGCAGGGGGCCCGGGUUUGAUCCCUGGUUGGGGAACUAGAUCCCCCAUGCAUGCCACAGCUAUAGAGCUGACGGGCCUCAACUAAGGAGCCCACCUGCUGCAACUAAGACCCGGCGCAACCGAAUAAAUAAAUAUUAAAAAAAAAAAAAAACUGUCUGAGGUGCCCACCAUGUUCCUCACCAUGUUCUGUGCAGUGCUGGGGUCCCAGCCGUGACCGAGACAGCCCCAACCCUGCCCUCAUGGGGGCUCACAGUCCAGUGGGGGGACGAAUGCACAUACAGACAUUUCUUUUCCAAUGUUACCUGCCCUGUGGUUAUUUGGGAAGAAGGGACCAGGCUGAAUCCCAACUCCUCCCCUCCUGAGGGACUCAGUGCUUUAGGGCAUUAAAAAACAGAAACGCUUAUUUAAACACUGGCUCUGAAAAGCCUCAUAGGAUGUCCCAAGGGCUCUGCUUCUCCUGUCCCUUGUCAGGCCCCAUUGUCCCCUGUACUGGUUUCCCUGUUGGGAAGGCCCUUGCCUGGGGAGAGCCACCCCAGGAGAAGAUGGAUUCUGUAAAGCCCCGUCUGAUCCAUUGGCCCAUAUGGUCAUCUCUGAGCUGGCCACUGGUGCUGUGACUGCAGGCCGGGGUCCCCCAGCCCCAGCACACAGAGGGAGAGGAGAAGCAUGUCCAGAGGAGAAUCCACCCGCUCGCUAGACAAACGUUGACUGAGCACCUGCUGUGUGCCUGGCCCCAUUCUAGUAGCUGGGAGUCAGCCAGGAGCGAGGCAAGGUCACCGCCACCACGAGCCAACAUCUAGUGUAGGGAAGCAGACAAUAAAGAAAAAUGAUCCAGUGUCGGGGUGAUGAGGGCUGAGAAGAAAGAGUUCGGGAGUAAUAGGGAUGGCUGAUUUCGAUCAGGUGCUCAGGGAGGAGGUGACAUGAGAGGAGCUGCCAGAGAGUGUUGUUAGUAUCUACAGAGGCCCUGAGGCAGGUGUGGGGAUCAGCCUUUCCCUGGAACAGCGGGAGGAUCUGCUAUCAGCAUUGAGCCCGGGCUAGCGAACCAAGGGCCUGGCGCUGCCUGUCUUUGGGAACAAAGAUUUAUUGGGACAUAGCCACACCCGUGUGUUUAUGUAUAUUUUUUAUGGUUGCUUUUGCACGGCAAUGACAGAUUUGAGUCAUUUGCGAUAAAUACCACGUGGCCUUCAAAGAUGCAAAUAUUUACUGUCAAGGCCUUUCCGUAAAGAGUUUACAGGCCGGAGAACAGAAUAAGCAAGGGGAGGAGGAUGGGCGAGGGACUCAGGAGCACAAAGGCUGGCCCCCUUUUGCCUCAGUUGGCACAGCUCUGGAGGGUCUUACCAGCUCCGAUACCCCAUCGGGUGUCCUCUUGGGCCUCCCUGUCCGCUCCCGCUUCCGUCACUCCCCACCCACAGGAGCUACUCCCUGGAGACGCCGCGAUAACCCCGCUGUUCAAAGAUCUCAGAGUCUCCCCCUCAGUCUACGGCAGCAAGGCACAAUGAGACGCAUGGUUAAUAUAGUCCACCAUGUUCAUAUUUAUAUAAUAAUUCGCAAUUCACCCUAUAUACGUAGGAUAAGCGCUGUGUAAUUCAUGCAUUAGGUGACAUAAUGGAAUAUGAUGCCACAUAGAAUGGAAUAUAAAAAUCUUUUUUGUGUAAUAUGUCACAUGACGUUAUAUAUUCCAUGUUGUGUGUGUUGUGUGUGUAUAUAUUUACCAUUGGAAGGAAAAUUUCGCUAAAAACUGCCUUUAAUAUGUGCAGUGCAGUUUGGUAUUUCCUGUUGUAUUGCAUUUCAUGAAGAAAAACUACAGCUGUAUAUAGAUAUGAUCAUAUACACCUAAUAUGUAUCCUAACCAUAUAAAAUCUAUUGUAUUAUAUAACACAGGAUAAUAUAUAUCAUAUAUCAUAUAUUACAUAUCUUGUUAGAACAAAAGUUUCGCUAAACAAUAAUCGCCCUUACCGUGUGCAACGCACUCUGUUACUUUCUAUUCACUUUUAUUCUCUUUCAUAAAGAAAAGCAUACACACAUGUAUGGAUUAUACAAACCUACGUAAAGCGGGCUGCCUUGGGCUACGGCGAAGACUUUGGCGUUUCCUGUGGGGUAAGCAGGAGCCACGGGAGGUGCUCUGAGCAGAAGAGGGAUGUGAACUGGCUUAGUUUUAACAGGAUCCCCAGACGCACUAUUGUGGGCAAAGGUGGAAGCCGCCAGCCCAGCGAAGAGGCAGCUCUGAUUGUCCAAGCGGGAGGCGAUGGUGGCUGGACCAGGCGGAGACAGUGGAGGUAGACAGAAGUGGGAUUCUGGGCAUAUUAAUAUAUCAGAGGUGGAGCAGACAGGAUUUACUGAGUGAUGGGAGGUGGGGAGUCAUUGAUGGCUUCAAGGUUUUUGCUCUGUGUAUGGACAAGGGACAUACUGGUGCUGAGAUGGUGAGGCUGCAGCAGAAGCAGUGUGAGGAGACAUGGAUAGCCUUGCCCUUGCCUUGCCCCUGGUCGCCUCAGAUUUGGGAGCCCUCUGGCAGGCUUUGGUUAUUUGUUCUGAAUGGCAGCCAGCGAGGGCUGGAAAGACAGUCCUGGUCUCUCUCCUCGCGCUGUGAAACUGACAUUCUUUAUCUCACAGGUGCCUCCAUCAGGGCAUGCUACUGGAGUCCAUUUGGGACGUCCUGGAGGAAGGAGGCAACUGGAGGUGGUGGGCUCGGGCUUGGGACUCCAGUCUUAGGGCUCCCCUCACCCCUGGAACGGCAGCACCCAGACCAGGCUUCCCAGAGGCGCCUCCACCUAGUAAGGGCUGACAUGGACCUGGGGGCGGGGGUACCGCGGGGUCCGUCACAUCCAAGAUGCCUGCCUCACUCGGAGGCCACAUCCUUGUGCCUUGAUACUUAUUAUAUUUUGAUAGUCUCUUCCUAGAGUUCAGCCAUUCCAGGGAAACCAAAGUCCCCUCCCUGAAAGGAAUCCUGUCUCUGGUUUGGGGGCAAUGUUGGCAGAACCCUUUUGGGAGUGAUCUGGCCAUGCCACCUUUGUGGGCAUGGACGCUGUCCCCCUCUUCCCUCUCGUGAGCGAUCUGCACACGCCUCUCUGGCCAGCAUGAACGUUUCCUCAGGGAGAUGCCAAGUGCUAAAGAACAGCAUAGGUUACAAACAUUUAUAGUUAAUAUAAAAAUGCCCCCUAAAAGCUCUGCGAAGUGUCAGAGGAGCUGUCAACACUUGCAGUUAUCACACUUAAAAAUUCUUCAGCCCAAACAGUGCACAGUAGAAUUUCAUUAUUCUUUUAAUUUGCAUUUACCUUGUUUUACCUGAGCUGCAUUUUCUUGUUUUACCUGAGCUGAGCGUCUUUUCGGCCAUUUAUUGGACGUUUGUUCUGCUUUUGAAAAAUGCCCGUUUUCAUUGUCUGAAAUUAAUGUUCGUUUCUGGUGUGUUUUGUCCUACUGAAAGUUUUUUCAUUUUUAAGUAACUGAAUCUAUGAGUCUUUUUUCUUUCAGGCACUUGUUUUUUCUGUCUUUAUUUGAGAAGGGCUUCUCAACCCCAAGAAUUUGUAUCUCCAACUCUCCCUUCUUCUAAUA
Globicephala melas (long-finned pilot whale) is the source of this 7409-nucleotide messenger RNA. It is a transcript of the gene OPA3, whose product is annotated as outer mitochondrial membrane lipid metabolism regulator OPA3. The record is from RefSeq and is a predicted model, not a curated record. Gene Ontology annotation, biological process: regulation of lipid metabolic process. Gene Ontology annotation, cellular component: mitochondrion. NCBI's taxonomy places the organism in Eukaryota, Metazoa, Chordata, Mammalia, Artiodactyla, Delphinidae.